Molecule: messenger RNA, 679 nt
Organism: Saprolegnia parasitica CBS 223.65
Lineage: Eukaryota; Oomycota; Saprolegniomycetes; Saprolegniales; Saprolegniaceae
Exons: 2
Coding region: 9-677 (222 amino acids)
Source: RefSeq, a predicted model, not a curated record
CGAAGACGAUGCAGGAAGCGACAGCGUCGGCCAUCGCCGAGGUCCAAGCGCUGCAGACGUGGCUCUCGACGUGCAUGGACGGCGUCCUAAGCUUAGCCUCCUGCGCCGACGCUCGCUACGUCGUCGUCGAGACCGACGUGCAAGCGGAGCUCGAGGUGCUUCACGCGACGCUCGACGACCUUCAUGGCGUCGUGACCCGGCCACAGACCGUCGCCCUGAGCCACUUGACGGGAGCAACGAAGGAGCUCGUCUCGUUCCUGCAGACGCUCCAUGCGGCGUACUUGGAAGACCAGAAGCGCUGGUUGCCGUUCACAAAGAAGGCGACCGAGUCGGUGCACCUUCUAGACGCGCUCGUCGGCCGCCUGCAGCGGCGAACCAAGCGCUUCCUGAGCGUCUUGGCAAUUCCAGGCUCGCCCGCUCCCAAGGCUGUCGCCGACGUUGAUCCCACGACGCCCCAUACCGACGAGCUGUUUGGCUCGCUUCCCGCCGAAGACCGCCCGAUCGAGUCGACGUUCAUCAAGUACCAUCAAAAGUACGUUGCUGAUUUGGCCAAGCAAGAUGCGCUGCAUCGGUCGGCGACCAAGCAGAAGCGCCGACAGACGCUCGCCACGAUGCAGAGCCCCGUCCGAAAACAGCCCCGCUACAGUGAAGACUUGACGCGACCGCCGAUCCAAUAAGC